AUGGAGUCUCUUUUGAAAGAUCUCAAGAAGCAAGUUACUUGCUCAAUCUGUCUUGAUACUUACACCGAACCUAAAACUAUAUCAUGUCUUCACACGUUUUGUUGCAAGUGUUUAGAGAAGCAUGCGAUAAUGAGCCAGAGGCAAGGAAAAUUCCGAUGCCCGGAGUGUCACGCGGAAAUCGAUUUACCAAAAGGAAACCGCUUCGACCCUUUGCCCAUCAGUUUUUUCCAAAAGAGUUUGACGAGUCUCCUCGCCGUUCGACAACGUGGUGAUGCAAGUAGCAUUGCUUGUUCCCAUUGCAGAAAAACCAACUCUCAGAUGUACUAUUGCUUUGAUUGCGGACGAUUCAUGUGCCUGGAUUGUUUCAAUGCGCAUCAACUGCUGAUUGCAACGUUUGAGGGGCACAAAGUCACGCCAGUUGAGGACUUUAAAGAAGAGGAUUACGAAGCACUACUGAAGCGACAGCCAUUUUGCUCACAACAGUUCCACGAGAAAGAAGUCACACGGUUCUUUUGCUCGCAGUGUCAAGUUUGCAUUUGUCCAAUCUGCAUUGUCACGGAUCAUCAAAACCACAUCGCCGUUUUGUUCGACAAAGCAGCACACGACGAAAAAGAAAACAUCAUGUCUGGUGCUAAGAUCAUCAAGGAAAAAGAAACUCAACUUUGUCAAGUCAUCAAGGAGUUCGAAGAAACGAUUUCUGAGCUUGAUAGAAAUUUCACAACAGCCAAGCGAGAAGUCUCACGAACAGCCCAACAAAUGAUAGCAAACAUUCGACAGCGCGAGCGAGAAGCGAUUGUAUCCCUGGAAACAACACGCAUGUCGAGACUUGAGAAGAUUAACGCGGCUAAACAGGAAGUAAAAUCCCUAGUAAAACAAAUCAGCCAAGCAGCUGAGUUUGCGGAGAAUCUGGUGCAGAGAAGCUCAAGCUCGGAUAUAAUGCAGAACAAAGAAGCUUUGAGGCAGAAAUUUCAAGAGCUUCGUGGCGUUGAAGUUCCAAAACAUCACCAGACUACAUUUGCCAAAUUUAACGCGGCAUCCCAACAAGACUUGAAACUGGGUUUUAUUCAACUCGCAGCUGAAUCAAUUGUAAAAGGACUGGACCAAACUUUCCAAGCUGGUAUGGAAGUAGAGUUUACCUUGUGUCCAAACACAUCAGAAGGAGAGAUUAGUAACCAGGCCGACCUUAACGAUCAAGUUGAAUUGCUAAUAAAACCCACCGAAGAUGUCACAAACGUGACUGUUCACGAAAAAGGAGACGGAAAUCUUACGGUGAAGUUUACACCUAAAGUGCCUGGCGCCUACAGCGUUGAGGUGAAGAUUAAUGGCGAAAAGCUUUCUACCUCUCCGUUCCCUUUGGCAGUGAAAGAACGUCAACUUGUCGUAGUUGGUGAGUUGAAAUUGAAGUUAAACCAAGGGCAGGAGUUCAAGCGACAAACUGGAAUCACUGUAAACACGCAAGGCGACAUAGCUGUUGUAGAUAAUCUUGGACACUGUGUUUUUGUAUUCAAUAAAGAAGGGAACUGUUCAAAACAAAUUGGAAAAGAAGGAACACAUCCUGGACAAUUUAAAUAUCCAUAUGAUGUGUUAUUUUUAAACAAAAACGAAUUACUAAUUGCAGAUCAAGUAAAUAAUAGAAUCCAACAUAUAAAUAUCCAGACAGGAUCUGUUGUAAAAACCUUUGGAAAAAAAGGUGGGGGAAAAGGACACUUCAAGAAUCCACUUCGUAUUCGCCUUGAUGAUACAGAACGUAUUGUUGUCAGUGAAUUCUCUAACAAUAGAGUUCAAGUAAUGUCAAAAGAGGGCGAAGCUCUAUUCACAAUAGGAGACAGUGGUCCAGAGAAACUCAGCACACCAUGCAGCUGCGUCCCUUACAAAAACAUUUUCCUGGUAACUGAAAGAGACAAUCACGUCAUAAAAGCAUUUGAUGCGUCAAACACUUUCCUGUACAAGUUUGGCGAAAAAGGCAAUCAAGACGGACAGUUCAACUCACCCCGUGGCAUGUGUUUAGACGGCCCUAAUAACCUUCUUGUUUGUGACUAUUUCAAUAACAGAGUUCAGCAAUUUUCUUUGGACGGUCGCUUUACGGGCAAAACUACCGUUCCUUUACAAAGUCCAUUUCAAAUUAUAACAGCGCCAGAUGGGCGUAUACUAGUCACAAGCCUUGUAGCUAAGAAAAUAUAUAUACUGAAGUGAAUGUGUUACUAUUCUACGAAUCAUUCAAUGCUGCAUGUAUGCCAGCAGAAACUAAAGUCGAAUCAUUCAUAUUUUAAAGCAAAUUUCUUACACAAACAGUCUUUAGAGAACAAUCUGUCGACAACGACCUUUUCUACAAAAACUUGUUCUAGCAACAAUUUUAUCAACAAAAAUGUUACGGGUUCACAGGAUUAAAUGCAUAUCUCAACAAAUUGUUUGAUAAUAAAAGCAUAUUUCAAAGAAGCGUCGCCUGUACGUAGACUGCUCAAAACUUGUAAAUUUAGUACUUCACGAGUGUGGAACAAUCUUUAAGACCGAAUCUGACAGUAGACAGAAAAUUGAUGAAAAAACAAGGGGAAGAGGGAAAGAAGCUUUAAACACAUUUAUAAGAACAAUGAAGGGCGAUAAUAUCGUUAAAUGAUGAGAGUCUCUCAAGCACGUUUAGCGCUUUUCAACCUUGCUUAUCUAAAUCUCUCCUCGCCAUAAGGCCCCGAAGUUUUCCUUUCAGUAACAAGCCAUGAAUUAUUUGCUAUUUCAUUAACAAUAAAACUCAAACAACGGAUUUUCUAACAAUAAAGCUUUCAGACAGAUAGAUAUUUACUUUUAAAAACGCACGAGAUAAUCAGUUUAACGUUACAGAAAGGUCAACUAAGCCAAACAAAAGUGACAAGACAAAAAUAGAUCAGCUCACACGGACUUUGUGUUGUUUUCUAGGAAUCGGAAACAAAGGCUGUUUGUUCCAAUAUUUUUAAAGCAUUUUCUGUUCUUAGAGAAAACCACCGGCAAAAUUGUUUACACGAACGGUACAUCGAUGACAGUUUAAGACUAAGACGUACACUCUAACCGCACAGGACAUAUCUGUUGUCUUGUUGUGAAGCGAUUGUGUUGUAUGAUUUGUAUGAUCGUCGGGGUGAGGGUAGACCCAAAAACGACUGUUGCUCGUGAACGCGACAGACCGUUUUGGCGUUAGCCUAUCCAAUUAGUCUUUGAGCGCUCUGCGUGACAAAACUGCUGGAAAGUUAUAGUCCUGCAUAUGUGGCUGAAUACAGUUAAUAACGUUACACUGCUUCAUUCAGUUGAAUUCCAAUCAUUAAACCGUUGUCGCAAACAUCAAAAAGGCUCAAUCAGCAUUAAGUAAUCAUGCCCUAUUGAUUACCAAAAAAUCCCUCGUGAUUGAUAAAAAAUGUCAUCAGUCUCAGCAAAUCAGCUUUCAGAAAUUUUGUGAUAAUAUUUAAAAGGAGCCUUCCACGGUUUCAAGGUUUCAGCACGACCGACUAAGUCUAUUCAUUUUACACGAGGAAACAACACUGACAUAACGUUACAAAAAAGGUCAACUACGUCCUUGAAUGUGAUUGGCCGCAAAAACUUAGCUGUCAAGGACUUUGUGCUGUUUUCUCGGAGUUAAAAAUUAAAUCUUUGAUUGCACAAUUGUCUGUUUGUAUUCGUCGCUUGAAUAAUCUGUUCUUCAAGGCGAUCGUGAUGGAACCUCUCGUGGAAAACCUCAAGAAACAAGUCACAUGUUCAAUUUGUCUCGAUACUUACAAAGACCCCAAAAUAUUAUCGUGCUUCCACACUUUUUGUUGCAAGUGUUUGGAGGAACAUGCAACAAAAACCCACAGACAAGGCAAAUUCAGAUGCCCCGAGUGUCAGGCGGAAAUCAAUCUACCAGAAGGUAAUCGCUUCGACCGUUUACCCACCAGCUUUCACCAAAAUAGUUUGGUAGGUCUUCUUGAAACGGAAGAUCGCGAGGCCUUGCUGAGGCCGCCAUUUUGCUCGCAACACAAGAACGAAAGACUACGAUAUUUCUGCUCUUCCUGUGAAGCGUGUAUUUGUCCUGUUUGCUUCGCCGAAGAUCACCGAUGCCAUGAGUUCGACGUUAUUGAAAAGGCAGUGCAGGAGCAUAGGAAAUACAUCAUGUCGAACGUCGACACCAUCAAGAAAAAGGUAAACUUGUUUCGAGAAGAGAUAGAAAAACUUGAGAAAACCUCUGAGGAUGUGGAAAUGAUUAUCGCAAUCGCUAAACAAGACGUGUCUGAGGCAGCUCAACACGUGAUCACAAAGACGCGACAGCAAGAAAAACAGCUUUUAGAGUCCUUAGAAAUGACGCGUAGAAAGAGAAUAGAGCAAAUUAACUCGGCUAAACAAGAACUGGAAUCGCUGGUAAAACAAAUACACCAAGAGGCUGAGUUUGCGGAAAAUCUCGUGCAGAGAAGCCCAGUCUGGGAUAUUAUAAAGACCAAGACAACUUUGAAGGAGAAAUUUCAAGAGCUUCGUGGAGUUGAGGUUUCAAGGCAUCAUCCAACAACAUUUGUCAAAUUUACCGUGGCAUCGCAACAAGACUUGAAACUGGGUUUUAUUCAACUCACCGAGAAACCGGCAAAAGCAGCUACAUCAACUGUAGAAGGACUGGAUCAAACUUUCCAGGCUGGUGUAGAAGCAGAGUUUACGUUAUGUCUAAAAACAGCAGAGGGAGAGAUUUGUAACCAGGCCGAUCUAAACGAUCAAGUUGAAUUGCUGAUAAAACCCACCAAAGAUGUUACAAACGAAAGUGUUGAAGAAAAAGGAGACGGCAAUCUUAAGCUGAAAUUUACACCUAUAGUGCCUGGCCCCUACAACGUUGAGGUGAAGAUUAAUGGCGAAGAGCUUUCCACCUCUCCGUUCACGUUGGCAGUGAAACAACGUCAACUUGUCGUGGUCGGUGAAUUGGACUUGAAGUUCAACAAAGGACAGGGGUUCGAGGGACCCACUGGAAUCGCUGUAAACAGGCAAGGCGACAUAGCUGUUGUAGAUACUCUUGGACACUGUGUUUUUGUAUUCAAUAAAGAUGGGAACUGUUUAAAACAAUUUGGAAAAGAGGGAGCAGAUCCUGGACAAUUCCAAUAUCCAGCUGGAGUGUUAUUUUUAAACAACAACGAAAUUCUUAUUGCAGAUCAAUUCAAUAAUAGAAUUCAACAUAUAAAUAUCCAGACAGGAACUGUUGUAAAAACCUUUGGAAAAAAAGGUGAGGGAAAAGGACACUUUAAUACUCCACUUAGUAUUUGCCUUGACGAUACAGAACGUAUUGUUGUCACUGAAUACGUAAACAAUAGAGUUCAAGUAAUGUCAAAAGAGGGCGAAGCUCUAUUCACAAUAGGAGACAGUGGUCCAGAGAAACUCAGCAAACCGAACACCUGCAUUCCUUACAAAAACAUUUUCCUGGUAAUUGAAAGAGACAAUCACGUCAUAAAAGCAUUUGAUGCGUCAAACACUUUCCUGUACAAGUUUGGCGAAAAAGGGAAUCAAGACGGACAGUUCAACAAACCCUGUGGCAUGUGUUUAGACGGCUCUGAUAACUUUCUUGUUUGUGACUCACGCAAUAACAGAGUUCAGCAAUUUUCUUUGGACGGUCGCUUUACAGGCAAAACUACCGUUCCUCUAAAAGAUCCACAUCGAGUUGUAACAGCGCCAGAUGGGCGUAUACUAGUCAGAAGCCGUACAGCUAAGAAAAUAUACAUUCUGAGGUAA
This is a messenger RNA of Pocillopora meandrina, 5697 nucleotides long. The record is from the annotation of a GenBank genome assembly. NCBI's taxonomy places the organism in Eukaryota, Metazoa, Cnidaria, Anthozoa, Scleractinia, Pocilloporidae.